Molecule: messenger RNA, 2486 nt
Organism: Didymodactylos carnosus
Lineage: Eukaryota; Metazoa; Rotifera; Eurotatoria; Philodinida; Philodinidae
Source: the annotation of a GenBank genome assembly
AUGCUCCGAAUAGCAUCCACAAAUAAUUUCAUCAAAUAUAUUUUGGUAACAGGUGGUGUGAUAUCAGGAAUUGGUAAAGGUAUAAUAUCAAGUAGUAUUGGAACAAUCUUACGCGCUCAAGGAUUUCGUGUUACAUCCAUUAAAAUCGAUCCGUAUAUAAACAUCGAUGCUGGAACAUUUUCACCCUAUGAACAUGGUGAAGUAUUUGUACUGGAUGAUGGUGGUGAGGUUGAUUUAGAUUUAGGAAAUUAUGAACGAUUUUUGGAUGUCACAUUACAUCGUGAAAAUAAUAUAACAACAGGAAAGAUAUACCAAUAUGUUAUUGAUAAAGAACGAAGAGGAGAUUAUCUUGGUAAAACGGUACAAGUUGUACCUCAUAUUACGGAUGCUAUUCAAGAAUGGGUUGAACGUGUUGCGUGUAUAUCCGUCGAUGAAGAUAAAGCAGAACCAGAUAUUUGCAUUAUUGAACUUGGCGGAACAGUCGGUGAUAUUGAGAGUAUGCCAUUUGUAGAGGCAUUUCGUCAAUUUCAAUUUCGGGUUAAAAAAGAUAACUUUUGUGUCGUUCAUGUUAGUCUUAUUCCACAAGUGAUAUGUGUACCAGAUGUAAAAACAUUGUAUCGUGUUCCAUUAUUAUUAGAAGAAAAUGAAAUAUCAAAAUAUUUAGCUUCACGAUUGAAUUUACAAUUAAAACAUGAUUAUGAUCGAUCGUUAAUGAUCAAAUGGAAAGAUUUAACAGAAAGAAGCGAACGUUUAUUGGAUGAAGUGGUUAUUACUAUCGUUGGAAAAUACAUUGACUUAGAAGACUCCUAUGCAUCGGUUGUUAAAGCAUUACAUCAUGCAACAUUAUUCUGUAAUAAAAAAUUAAUUCUUCGAGUAUGAUUUUGAACUUGUUUAGCUUCGUUCAAAUGAAGCAGUUCUCUUUUUGAGUAAAUGUACUUUUGAUCAUCAAAUUUUUCAGCAUGCAUCUUACAUUCUUAUUUCUUCUUUUAUUAAGCCGACUGAGUAAAACUAAGUCGGCUUAUUACUUUUCACUUUGAGCCAUGUGUUCUGGUUUUUCUUUCUUUCUCUAUCCUUUUCCUUCGAUGUUUUCAUCCAUCGCUCUCGGUUAUUUCUGAUCGUGCAGAUAUGAGAAAAAGAUGAUUCGAAAGUAGAAGAGUUGUACAUGACACAACUGAAGUUAGUCUUCGGAUAUUUGCUGUAGCUAUCCUAUAAUUAGUGCCACAAAAUGAGUAUAUUUUUCAGAAAACUAUUGUUUCUCCUAUGAGAUAAUUAAUCGCCAGGUGAUAUCCUUUUGUAGUGAAUAUAUACUACUAUAUAGUGCUUGAUACGAUAUGAUGAAAGCUAUAGCCGAAUGUAUGAUAGAAUAAUGAAUCAGUUAAUACGAUAGUGUGAAUAAUGUGCUGUAGAAGAUAAAUGUAGGUACAUAAAAUUCGAAACAUAUUUUUGUUACUAAAGGAGAAAACAAAUAUAGCAGUUUACUAAACCACUGUACUGCCACAGGUAGAAGCUAGCUGGUUCCAUUCGCGUUUCACUCAAUCGACUUUUAGUCUUCACAAAGCGCAGUUGACAUCUAGUUUUAUUUCUCUUUCGAAUGGUAAAAAUCAUCUUUAGCUCCCCAUACUCGCUAUACUAUAUCCAGUUAGGUAUUGUUCUCUGUUUGAUCAAAUUGCUUUAUUGUAUUCAUUCCUGUGCAUCAUAUUUAAUAACUCUAUAAAAUUUAAAUUGUUUUUACAAUAUAUUCUAUUCCACAUCCUGUGACCGCCUCUUCCUAGAUUAUCUUGGUCCCUAUACACCUUCCGAUCGUAUCGUACAUGUGGCUGUCGUUUUUUCUCUUACGGUAGUAAUCUGUUACUUGUUACGCUUGGUCGCAGUUUAUCAUACACCUAAGUGCAAUACUACAGCUGCUCAUCACUCUGGGUGUUUCAUUUGGGAAGUCGUAUCUAUCGACCUAGAAACGAAAUCAAUAAUGAGCAUUCGGAAGCACUUCAAAAUCUGAAUAGAAUGAUCAAUACCUUAGAACGUUGUCUAGAUACCUCCUUUUUGUUUCUGGCUAUCUAAAAGAUUCUCCAAAAUCAGCUUACUCUUUCUUUUCUUGCUCUCAACGAUCUUAACAGUUUCGUCCAGACCGUCAUUACCAUGAGAAAUAUUAUAUUUUAGCAGGCAUUUAGCUAUAUAUUCUAACAUGCAAAAUAAAUAUCGCAGUAAAUUGCUAAGUUGUUUGAAAAGAAGUGAAAUAAAAAGCAGUAUACAAAAUAUACUUCGUAUCUUAUACAUACGACACAGAGUCAAGUACUUGGAAAUAGUAGUCCUUACAAUCUCUAUAAAGCAUAACUCAUUCUACGCUUUGUUUCUAUCUUUUUUUAUGCAUAGUUCUUUAUGAUUUUAUUUAAUUUUCGAAAAAAUGGUCUAUUUUAAUUAAGGGUUGGGGGGGGGGGGGGGGGGGGGGGGGGGGGGGGGGGGGGGGGGGGGGGGGGGGGGGGGGGGGG